GCGUCCGAUACUGCGAUAAGUUUCGAUAAGCUGGGCGGUCACACUGCGGACCAGAAAAUAACCAAACCAAAAGCAAAAAACGCGAGCGGGGGCAGGGAGGAGAGCGAUCGCCGUCCUUAGCCAACUGAGGAUUCAAAUCUGCAAAUCUGCAAGCGAACAUAAACGAUAAAUAAGACACAGUUAUUGGCCAAAAGCGCAUAUUAACGGUAGUCCCUGUACAGUAGACGAUAGCCAGUGAAAAAGGCAGCCCCCACCUGGGCAGUGAAAUGUUUAAGAGCCACUUCCAGGAACGCAGCGUAUGAACGUAUAAACGGUUUCCGAGAACUGUCCACCAAUACAGACAGCCAACAAGUGCCACGGCCAGCAAGGUGAUUUAGUGUGUGUGCGAGAGAGAGAGCGGCGUGUCGGUGUGCGCGUGUGCCUGCUAGUGUGUGAGUGAGGAAGAGAGGAGAGGAGAGAUUAGAGUGGACCUUGACAGCGGCAUAGCGGCAGCUGGAGAGGAUUAGGAUUAAGAUGUUGCUCCAGGCGCUGCUCGUGCUCGUGCUCACCCUCGCCGGCUGGGGCGAGGCCAAGGCGGUCAUCGUGGAGCCCGGCUGGAUGAUUCCCGGCAAGGUGGAGCAGCUCAUCGGCGGCGAUCUGAACAUCAGCUGCACCCUCAACGAGGAGUACUUCCGCACCAGCAAGGAUCACUGCCUCGUCGACCAGCUGUACGUGAGCGGCGGCGGUCAGGUAUACACCGGUCCCCAGUACAUCCGCAUCCUGAACAACACCACCAUCCUGUUCAGCGUCACGAAUGCCGCCGAGCAGGAGCACGAAUAUCUGUGCAUGUGCGGCGAGUAUGUGAUCAAUAAAUCAAUGGUUUAUGUCGGAACCAGCCCGCUCCUGGUGCGCGACUUCAAUUGCCUGGACUACGACUUCCAGUUCAUGGUCUGCAACUUCACCCAGCCGCCCAACAGGGUCAUCACCAAGUACAACAUCAGCUACAACACCAACAACGACUGGCGCUACAGCAACACCCUGGACUGCAACUUCGAUUCGGCACCGCUGGUCACCUGCAAUCUCACCGAUGACAACUACAAGCGCUUCAGCGAGACCUUCUACUUCCGUCUGUAUAUCGUUAAUGCCUUGGGUCACGAGACCCAGCCCAUCACGAUCAAUCACUUCGAGCGUUUGGUUCCGGCGCGACCUGGUCAAAACCUGACCAUGGUCAACCGAACGGAGAGCUCGGUGUGCCUCUCGUGGGAGAUGCCGCGGCGCUCCAACUACAAUCGCGGCCUCACCUGGCAGGUGGCCGUCGAUCCGCAGAACUUCGAUACCAUCAGCCGGCCCAGCUGGCUGAACAAUAGCUCGACCAUUAAGGAUCUGCUCUGCCUCACGGAGCUGCCCUUUGCCGGCUACAAUUACACGCUGCGCCUGCGCGUGCGCGCCAACCAGAACAACACGCUGUGGAGCGAACCGCUGAUCUAUGCCUUCGCCACCGCGCCGGCGCCACCGCGUCGUCCGCCGCGCGUCACCUACGGCAGCUUCUAUGUCUACUCCUCGGAGACGGGCAUGCGCUUCUACUGGGAGGCCCUGGCUGCCCACGAGCUGAACGGCCCGGACUUUCGCUACGUCAUCAGCGAGUACCGCAUCAAUGGGACAGAAGUCGAUCCUGGCUUGAUCAAGGUGGAGUCCAACUCGGCGAUAAUUGACCACUGGAACAUGAGCGCCGUGCACACCUUCCUCAUCCGCAGCUCCAACAGCCAGGGUGUGUCCGUGAACGCCACCACCAUGACGAUCGGGCCCAUUAGCAACCGGGACUGGCAGCGCGUGCCGAGGAACAUUCGCGCCGAGUACCAUUCGAACAACAAGAGCUACACGCUCAGCUGGCAGCCGCCGGAGGAUCGGGCGGAGCUGCAGAACUACACGGUCUUCUGGUGCGUCCAAAAGCCGGGCCUCUUGUCCGAGUGCGAGGGAUCCAUACGCUUCGCGGAGGUCUCCGCCGGCCAGCUUCAGUUCACCACGGCCCGCGACCAGCUGCCCACGCUGCACAUGGCCGUGUCGGCCAACUAUCGCACCCACAACACGGGUCUGCGGUGGGUGAGCUGCAGCAGCGACAAGAAGGACGAUCUGGCCAAGAUGGAGCCCUCGAUCACGGUGGCCACCGACACCACGCUGACUGUGAAUUGGGACUCGAAGAACGUCUGCCCGGUGAUCCUCGCCGGCUACAAUCUGACCUACUGCCAGCGAUCCACCGGAAGGCCAGACAAUUGCACCACCUUGAAGAUGGAUCGCUACACCACGAAGCACAAAAUCCAGAAUCUGGUGCCCUACACCGACUACAGCGUCAAGAUGCUCAUGUACUCGGAGUCGCGGGCCAGCAAGUACAGCGACGAGCUGGUCAACCGCACCGGCGAGGCGGCGCCCAGCCAACCGCGGGAGCUGCAGCUGCUCCGUGUGAGCAGCGCCAGUGUGGAGCUCGCCUGGAAGCCGCCGCUGCUCGCGAACGGCAUUGUCCGCUCCUACGAGGGCGCCUUCCGCUCGCUGCGCGACAACGUCACCGAGACAUUCCGCGUGAGCGCCGACGCCGAGCAUCUGGUGGACAUCGAGAAGCCCGUCAACUACCGGCUGGGCAAUCUCACGGCCUUCACCCAAUACGAGGUGAGCGUGCGGGCGCGGACGGUCUUCUCCUCGGAGCCCAGCAACGUGAUCUUCUUCAGCACGGCCAUCGGAGUUCCCUCGGCGCCGAAGCUUCAGGUGACGAACGACAAGGACCAGAGCUCGCGACUCGACUGGGAGCCGCCGAGGAUGCCGGCGGGGCGCAUCGACUUCUACGAGAUCUCGCUGCGCGACAACAACGCCAGCUGCCUGAUGAGCACCAUCCUGCCGGGCCGGAAUCGUUCCUUUGUCAUGGCCACGCCGCGCUGCACCAGCCACAAUCCCUUCCAGCUGGCGGUGCGGGCCAUCAAUGUGGAGCAGCAUCCGCAGUUCGAUGGCCUGGAUGCUGGUGCCUUGCUACUCAUGUCGGCGGCCGCCGGCCAGCAGGGAUGCGAGGCCAAGACGGACGCACUGGGCGACGAGGAGCGGGCGCAGUUCGAGGCGUAUGCGGCCAACGUGACCGCCUAUCGGCUGUACAGAUCCGACUGGGAUGUCUACGGAUUCAUCUGCACACCGGACACGCACAGCGUGAAGGCCAUGUACCAGACGAUCGAGGUGACCGUGGCCAUUCUGGUGCUGGGCGUCAUCUUCUAUCUGGUGUACAAGAAGUACCGCAAGAUGUCCGACAUUGAUUUGGUGCUGCCUCAAGGAAUCAUUGAGACUUUGAAGAAGCAGCCCAUGGACAUGGGUGGCCUGUCCCUCGGCCUCGGUCCCGACUCGUCCCUCGGCGGGGGAAUCGUGUGCACCCGCGUGGAUGAUUCGCCGCAGUACACGCCGCAGGAUCUGCCGCACGACUUUAGCAACUUUGGCAGCGAGAGCUCCAAGCUGCUGCUGCGCACAGCCUCCUCCUCGGGCGGCGGCAUGGAAGCAGCGGCGGGACCACCAACCAGCUAUUUGGCCAUGCGGCACGGCCUGCUCGUCCAGAACGACAUGGAGCGGCAGCGGGAAAGAGAACGGGAACGGGAGCAGCAGCAGCAGCAGCAGCAGAGAGAGGAAGAGCGAGAGCAGCGAGGCGCCGCCAGUGGCUACAUCAAGCCCACGCAGAUGAAGAGCUGGAUGGGAGAUCCCUCCGAGAAUGAUGAUCAUGACUUUUCAGUUCCUGCUGCUCCACAGAUUCCCAUCGGCGGCUACGUACCGGUGCCCAUUCCGCAGUCGCGCCUCAAUCCGCCGCCUGUUCAGCCUCCUCUUCAGCCAGCCACCGCCACCGCUGCCGCUGCCUCCACCUUCUUUCCGCCCGCCCAUCUGCUCAACUUGGACAACUACGUGCAGGCCUCGGAUCUGCACAAGCUGAAGCCCCUGGUGGCCGCGCCGCUGCCUCUGCCAAACGGAGGAGCUUCCCCACCAGCAGCAGCAGCAAUGCGCCAGCUACCGCCACUCCCAACUGCUGCGGCUGCACCUGCUCCUAAGCUGGCCGACCUGGGCUACACCACCAUGGAGCAACUGCAGCGCACUGGGCUAGCAAAGCCUCCGCUAUCCGCCGCCGCCGUGGGAUCACCGACGCACGCCAACGCCGCCGGAGGAGGAGGAGCAGGAGGCGCCCAUCCUCAGCCGCAGAUCAAUGGCUAUGUGACGCCCCAGGAUCUGAACGCCCUGGCCCACAAUCGGCACGUCCUCUAAGCUGUUCGGAGCGGAUUUUAACAGAAGAAGAAAAGGAAACCCUCGCGUUCGCAUCCAGCAUUCAACUCUCUCAUCCCCAAGCGCAAUCAUCAACCGGAAUGUCCCGAAUCCAGGCAGCUGUUUUUAGUAAUUAGUGCUCCACUCCUCGGACGAAUGUAGUUCUUUCGUUUGUAAUUUAUUUUAUAUUCUUUGCGAUGCGUGCGAGGCAGAAAGGCAAAAAGGCAGACAGGCAGAAGUAUUUGUAACGCUAUAGUAUUUUUUUUAUAUAUAUACAUAUUCGUACUGUACACUUACACCCAACUUAACCAUCCGCGCGUCGAGCAGAUCGAACAGAUCGACCAGAGCUUAUAAUAUUAAUAUUAAUACCCUAUGUACACCAUACGCACAUCGCGGCGCUGUAUGUCAACAUAAAGCUAAUUUUAAAUGAAA
This is a messenger RNA of Drosophila takahashii, 4683 nucleotides long. RefSeq names its product cytokine receptor domeless (gene dome). The record is from RefSeq and is a predicted model, not a curated record. Lineage: Eukaryota; Metazoa; Arthropoda; Insecta; Diptera; Drosophilidae. Gene Ontology annotation, molecular function: protein binding.